This is a messenger RNA of Didymodactylos carnosus, 1335 nucleotides long. Lineage: Eukaryota; Metazoa; Rotifera; Eurotatoria; Philodinida; Philodinidae. The record is from the annotation of a GenBank genome assembly.
AUGCGUGAAAUCAUCACGAUUCAAGUGGGACAAGCAGGAAAUUCAAUUGGUCGCAAAUUUUGGGAAGUGGCAUGUGAUGAACAUGGUAUAGCACCAAACGGCUUAUUUCAUGGCGAGAGUGAUUUACAAUUGGAACGAAUAAAUGUCUAUUUUACUGAAGCAAUGGGUGGUCGAUAUGUACCUCGUGUUAUUGCUACCGAUUUAGAAGCAGGUUCAAUCGAUACAUUACGUCGUAGUCCAUUUGGUCAAAUUUAUAAUCCGGAAUUACUCGUUCAUGGUACAACAGGCGCAAGUAAUAAUUAUGCGAAAGGUUAUUUUACAGAAGGUGCUGAAUUGUUACCAUCAUUAAUGGAUGUUUUACGAAAAGUAGCAGAAGAAUGUGAUUUAAUUCAAGGAUUUCAAUUUUUACAUAGUGUUAGUGGUGGAUCAGGUGGUGGAUUAGGAUCAUCGUUAAUCGAUAAUGUAAGAACAGAAUAUUCCGAUAGAAUAAUUAAAUCAUAUUCAAUAUUUCCAUCAUUAUCAAUGUCACAAGUUGUUGUUGAACCAUAUAAUGCUGUUUUAACAAUGACACAUUUAAUUGAAAAUACAGAUGAAACAUUUUGUUUUGAUAAUUCUGCUCUAUUCGAUAUUUGUACUAAAACUCUUCGUCUUCAAUCAAAUACAAUGGAAGAUAUUAAUCAUAUUAUGGCUAUGGUUAUAUCCGGCAUUACAACAUGUUUUCGUUUUCCUGGUCAAUUAAAUAUGGAUUUGCGUAAAUUAGCUGUAAACAUGAUUCCUUUUCCCACUCUUCAUUUUCUUACAACAUCCUUUUCACCUUUGAAAGCAAGAAGUGUUCAACCUUAUGAAGCAUUCACAGAACAAUUAUUAGUUCAACAAAUGUUUGAUCCAAAAAAUCAGAUGUUAGCUGUAGAUCCACGCCAAGGUAAAUAUUUUACAGCCACUGGGAUAUUUCGAGGACGAACAUUGUCAUUGAAAUUGUUACAUGAUUUAAUGGCUCAAAUGAAACAAGGACAACAUUUCAUUGAAUGGAUACCUAAUAAUUGUAAAGUUGCUCAUUGUGAUAUAUCGCCACGUGGUUUAUCAAAAUCCGUAACAUGUAUUGGAAAUAAUACAGUUAUCGUUAAAGAAUUUGAACAUUUUUUAGGCGCAUUUUUGAAAUUGUUAAAUCGUCGAGCCUAUAUUCAUUGGUUUAUUGGCGAAGGUAUGGAAGAAAUGGAUUUUCAAGAAGCUGAACAAAGAAUUAAAGAUUUAAUGAAUGAUUAUCGACAAUAUGAAAAAGUUACCAUCGAUAAUAAAUCACAAAUGUCUGAAACAUCUGAAAGUGACUCAAGAUGA